Messenger RNA from Magnolia sinica, 1462 nucleotides. RefSeq lists its product as uncharacterized. The coding region runs from base 270 to 1283 and encodes 337 amino acids. NCBI's taxonomy places the organism in Eukaryota, Viridiplantae, Streptophyta, Magnoliopsida, Magnoliales, Magnoliaceae. The record is from RefSeq and is a predicted model, not a curated record. Gene Ontology annotation, cellular component: U2-type catalytic step 1 spliceosome. Gene Ontology annotation, biological process: mRNA splicing, via spliceosome. The transcript is spliced from 9 exons.
UUUGUCAGAGGGAGGGAAGUCGAGAGAGCGAGAGAGAGGCGAACCGAAGAAGGGAGGGAGAGAGAGAGAGAGAGAGAGGUGAGCCGAAGCAGGAGAGAGGUGCUGAGGUGCUGUUCGAUUCUAAGGCGGGCCGUUGGGGAGCGUACUGCCGUUGCAUUCGAAGGGACUAGGGACGUGGGGCCGGCAGAUUGCGGACAAAGGGAAAUCAGAUCAAACCCUAAUUUCCAAAAUCAGAGACUGAUUUUGUAGAGGAAGAAAGAGAAGAAGAGAUGGGAGAAAGGAAGGUAUUGAACAAGUACUACCCGCCGGACUUCGAUCCGUCGAAGAUCCCACGGCGUAGACAGCCCAAGAACCAGCAGAUGAAAGUCCGAAUGAUGCUUCCGAUGAGCAUUCGUUGCAACACCUGCGGAAAUUACAUCUACAAAGGCACCAAAUUCAAUUCCAGGAAAGAAGAUGUUGUUGGUCAGACAUAUUUAGGAAUCCAAAUAUUCAGAUUCUACUUCAAAUGCACUAAAUGCUCAGCUGAACUUACAAUGAAGACCGACCCGCAAAAUUCAGACUAUGUUGUUGAAUCAGGUGCGACUCGCAAUUUCGAGCCAUGGCGUGCGGAGGAUGAGGAGGCAGAAAAAGAAAAGAGGAAAAGGGAUGCUGAAGAGAUGGGGGAUGCCAUGAAAUCUUUGGAGAAUAGAACUUUGGAUUCAAAAAGAGAGAUGGACAUACUUGCUGCACUGGAUGAGAUGAAGUCUAUGAAGUCAAGACAUGCAACUGUGAACGUGGAUGAGAUGCUUGAGGCAUUGCAACGCACUGCUGAGGAGAAGGAGAAGAAGUUAGAAGAAGAGGACGAAGCACUCAUCAAAACAGUUUUUUUUCGUGCUUCAGAAAAUUUUGUUCGGCGGAUCCCUGAUGAAGAAGAUGAUGAUUCAGAUGAAGAUUUAUAUCAGCCAAUUUCCAGUUCAGGCGAGCAAUCGAAUACAAAAAGGAUAAAAAUUACUGAUGAAGUUCCAGGCGGAACAGUGGAUAAUCCAACAAAUGUAUUGACAAAAGCUAGUACCAUUAAUGACUCUGACAAUAAAGAAACGGUGAAUGGUGUUGAGGCCCGUAAACCCAAGUUUAUUAUCAAACCCCCCUCUGUGACGGUCAAGGUUGUUAAGAAGCCUCCACCUGCUCAGAUGGAAAACGGAGAAUCAAAAGUGGAAAAUAAGCAAGAGGAGUCCAAAGCCAGUGAGAUGAAUACAGGACUUCAAUCACUCUGCCAGAAUUACGAUAGUGAUGAAAGUGAAUGAUGUCUUUGUUGGAAAGACCUGAAAAGAACUGGGCAACAAUUUGAUUCUCACCAAUUACUGACUGAGAUGCAAUACUGGAUCUUUCCUUAAGAUGGUGAGUUGUUGUACUGUGUGUUCUUUGUUUUACGGCUUUUGUUUGAAUCUUUAUUCACUGAGUACGAGGUUAACUAAGCCAAGCA